Scomber japonicus (chub mackerel) is the source of this 2688-nucleotide messenger RNA. It is a transcript of the gene coq5, whose product is annotated as coenzyme Q5, methyltransferase. Gene Ontology annotation, molecular function: methyltransferase activity. Bases 57 to 1007 code for a protein of 316 amino acids. The record is from RefSeq and is a predicted model, not a curated record. The transcript is spliced from 7 exons. NCBI's taxonomy places the organism in Eukaryota, Metazoa, Chordata, Actinopteri, Scombriformes, Scombridae. Gene Ontology annotation, biological process: ubiquinone biosynthetic process.
ACCAACACAGACAUUUAUACACAUGUCCUUAUAUAUAUGUCCUUAUAUCUGUGAACAUGGCCGUGUCCAUGAGGUCUCUGGUCCGUAGGGUGAUCCGUCUCUCUCACAGACAUAUUAAUGUUUCGGGUCGGUCCUCUUGUCGUUGUCUCAGCGAUGCAGCCGAAGAUAGAAGCACUCAUUUCGGCUUUGAGACAGUACCAGAGGCGGAGAAGGCGAAGAGAGUGUAUAAGGUGUUUGAGAAUGUCGCCCAGAAAUACGACGUUAUGAACGAUGCCAUGAGUUUGGGGAUUCAUCGACUGUGGAAGGACACACUGCUGCAUGUCAUGAACCCACAGCCUGGUGCACAGCUUCUGGAUGUGGCAGGUGGAACAGGUGACAUUUCCUUCCGCUUCCUGGAGUACGUUCGUUCUCAGCAAGAGCACCAGAAGAGGAGGGCGGUGAGGACCAUGCAGACGCCAUCCUGGCAGGAAAUCUCCAACAGCUACUCCACUGAGGACAAAGAUGUGUCCCAGGAAUCCAGAGCGGUGGUGUGUGACAUUAACAAGGAGAUGCUGAGAGUGGGCAAGCAGAAAUAUGAAAGCUCGGGCGUCAGUGCCGGUCUGUCUUGGGUGGUGGGGGAUGCAGAGGAGCUGCCCUUUGAUGAUGACCAGUUUGAUAUUUACACCAUCGCCUUCGGCAUUCGUAACGUCACUCACAUAGACCAGGCACUGCAGGAGGCUCUACGGGUCCUGAAGCCUGGUGGCAGGUUCAUGUGCUUGGAGUUCAGCAAAGUAACUAAUCCUGUGUUGGCAAGGCUUUAUGACACUUAUAGUUUCCAGAUGAUUCCAGUUUUGGGAGAAGUGAUUGCUGGAGACUGGAAGUCCUACCAGUAUUUGGUAGAGAGCAUCCGGAAGUUUCCUAACCAGGAGGAGUUUAAAUCUAUGAUUGAGGAUGCAGGUUUCUACUGUGUGCAGUAUUACAACUUCACUGGCGGUGUGGUGGCUAUUCACUCAGGUUUCAAGCUGUGAGAUGCACUUCUAAAACCUGCAAAUGAAGAAAAAGAAACUAAGUGUGGUUCAGGCUUGUCUGCCUGUAUGACAAACUGUCUGUAGACAGUUCUGAGACAUUUCAGAGCAUAAAGCCUCAGCUCCUCUCUGCAGAUGUCACUGCACAAUCCUAGAUAGUCUGACGUCAGUGGACAUAUGAUGGUUUUUCAGUGACUACUGCGCUGUAAAACAACAACGUUUUACCAUCAUUAUCAAUGUUAAGACAACUCCCAAGUGACUUAAAUUUGAGGGUUUUUUUGGUAACAUCUACAUUUUGGCAAUAAAUAAUAAAACCUGGAAAUGGUGAGCUUUAUAACUACUGAUGAUAAAACUAGUGAUGCACCAAUCUGACUUUUUCAUUCCCAAUACUGAUACCAAUAUGUGGGCUUUGGGUAUCGCUCGAUACCAAGACUGGGAUCAUUUUUUAUGUGUAAGUCAGACAUUGUGAAGCAACAUGUAACAAAUAAAUGUACUGAAUUGUUAUUUAUUAAAAUAAUGUUAUCCGAUACUAGAUCGGCCCAAUGUCACCGAUACCCAAUCCAGUUAUUUGAGUCAGUAUUGAAACAAUAUCCAAUAUCAGUAUCAGUAUCAGUGCAUCGCUAGAUAAAACUACAUCAAACAACAGCUAAUGACUUGUGGAAAAAAUGUUGAUUGUAAAUAAUGUAAAGGAGGACACCACAACAUGAGUUACUUGAAUAAAACUGUAUAUUUUACAGAUCUUUGUACACUUUAAUUACAAAACUGUAUGGUACUAAAGUUUUAAAAUCGGUUUUUUGGUCAGAGAAGAUUUAAUCGUCUUGUGUGCAAUUACCAUGUAUAUACAAAGUCUCAUGUUAGUGAUUUUUCUCAAAAUAAAAAGCAACCAAAUAACUCAAACGUUCAUACACUCUGAACAUAAGACAUGGCUUAAAGAUAAAUAUAUUAGUAAAUAAAUAUUCAGAGAACAUAUUUCCAUUCAUGAAAAUGUGUUGCUAUACAGGUACAGAAAUAUACACAGAUUGAUUUCUAGCCUUUUUUAAACAUUUGUAAUGGUAAUGACAGAAAAUAAUUAUAUUCUUAAAAAAUUAAAAAAUAUUAAUUUUUGUACACAUUUUAAUCUUCUUAAGUGCUAGAAACAAUAACAAAAAAAUUAAAUAGUGACUCAAGUACCCCAAAAUGUUAUAUUUGCAGUAGGUACAUAUCUCUAUGCAAAAGGCAAGAUUAGAUUCUCACUUGAUUACAGCACUGGGUUAACUUAUAAAUAGGGUUAUUUCAGAAGGUUUUCCUCUGUGUAGAGAAUGUGUAUAUUUCAUAGAAACAGUAUAAAAACAGUCUGCAGGACAAACAGAAAGGCAUGAAUGACAAGCAUUGAUAUCACGAGUACUGUAUGUAUUAUGCACGGCACGAUAUGAUUCAAACGGAAAGACUGUGGUAUGUAAAACUGCAUUGUUUAAAAAAAAAAAAAAAAAAGUCACAGUACAAUAAGGAACCCUUAUGAAAUAUGAGUCUUUUCCAGCUACUUUCCUUUGGCCUUUUGAUACAUGCUAGAAUCUUAAGAACCAUAGAUAUUUAUUAGAGCAUGCCUCAUGGAGGAAAUCGGGUAAGUGACAGCAAAAAUACACGUUUUAAGGGCUUCCAAACAAGAGGUAGAGUGCUACACUCUACCUCUGAAGAAAUCUACUGA